CGGUGACGCGAGGGGGCGGCGCGCGCGGGGGCCGGUGGGAGCGCGCGGGCGCGGCGGGCCCCGCCCUCCGGUGAGGGAGGAGAGGGCGGGAAAGCGCCGUGAGGGCAGCGCCGGCAGGUGAGGGAGGCGGGAGAACGGAGAAAGAGCCGGCCAUCUGUCCCAGCCUGCUGCCCCCGCCGGGCGGGACGUGCCGAGCAGCGGAGGAUGCGCCCUCCCGCCCGCCCUUCGUCUGCUCGGGCUCCGGCGUCUCUGAGGGAGCCGCGGAUGCAGCCUGUGAGGAGGAUGAAACCUUCUGCAAUGGGCAAGCGAAAGUUGAAGGAGAGCAGUGCAGAAAGUGCUGAGUGCAUUUCCCAGGUGCAGAAAAUCUUACGUGAAAGAUUCUGUCACCACUGUGCUGCUGGAAAACUGUUUGGGCUGGAGCAGCAGUACAGACAUUUGCUGGAGCUGCUGAAAAGAACCACGGUGCACGGGGAGAGUAAUUCCGCCCUCAUCAUCGGCCCGCGGGGAUCCGGGAAAACGGCGUUAUUAAAUCAUGUCUUAAAAGACCUCAGGGAAAUGGAACAAGUGAGAGAGAACCUCUUGGAAGUCCAUCUGAAUGGGCUUCUGCAGACAAAUGAUAAAGUGGCCCUGAAGGAGAUCACCAGGCAGCUGCAGCUGGAAAAUGUGGUUGGGGACAAAGUUUUUGGCAGUUUUGCUGAGAACCUUGCCUUCCUCCUUGAAGCUCUGAGGAAAGGAGACCGAAGCAGCAGCUGCCCAGUUUUGUUUGUCCUGGAUGAGUUUGAUUUGUUUGUCCACCACAAGAAUCAGACCCUGCUCUACAACCUCUUGGACAUCUCCCAGUCUGCACAGACCCCAGUGACAGUUAUUGGGCUCACCUGCAGGCAGGAUAUCCUGGAGCUCCUGGAGAAGAGAGUAAAGUCAAGGUUCUCCCACAGACAGAUAUAUUUGAUGAAUUCCUUUGAUUUUAAACAAUACAUUAAGAUAUUUAAGAAACAGCUUUCUCUUCCUGCUGAGUUUCCCGAUGAGUCUUUUGCACAAAAAUGGAAUAAUAAUGUUCAGCAUCUGUCAGAGGAUAAAACCGUGCAGGACGUGCUGCAGGAGCUCUUCCAGCACACCAAAGACCUGCGCUCGCUGCAUCUGCUCCUGAUGCUGGCUGGCAGCGCAGUGACCGUGCACCACCCCCUGCUCACGGCUGCAGACCUGCAGGAGGCCAGCAGGCAGCACAGCACCGACUCCAAGGCCAACAUUGUCCAUGGUUUGUCUGUGCUGGAAAUCUGCCUCAUCAUAGCCAUGAAACACCUGAACGAGGUCUAUGAUGGAGAACCCUUCAACUUCCAGAUGGUUUACAAUGAAUUCCAGAAGUUCAUCCAGAGGAAGGCACAUUCUAUGUACAACUUUGAGAAGCCAGUUGUCAUGAAGGCCUUUGAGCACCUGCUGCAGCUGGAGCUGGUGACGCCGCUGGAGCGGCCGUCGGCGCGGGCGCAGCGCGAGUACCUGCUGAUGAAGCUGCUGCUGGACAGCAGCCAGAUCAUGGACGCCCUGCAGGUGUACCCCAACUGCCCCACCGACGUCAAGCAGUGGGCAGCCUCCUCCCUCAGCUGGCUCUGAGCUCCACCAGCCCCGUCACAGGGAAUGUUUACCUGCACCAAGGUGUUUGGAUCACUGAAUUUUUGGAAGCAGUUUUCUUUGCUGAUUCAUUUGGGGUUUUCUAGGGAGAACGGUGCUGCUGUUCCCUUCCAGCAGCCAGAACUGUGCCUCACUCACUGCCAGGUGCUUUAGCUCAGCUCAGUGCCAACUCCUGCUCUCAGUUCCCACUUGGAGAAAUCCAAGCUCUGGGGUUUCUCCCUGUGGCCGAGGGCUCUGGAUCCUGGCUCAGGCCCUGCUGCCCUCCUGGCUCCCUUCUACAGCCCCAUCAGGUCACAGCUCACACUGCACUUUUCCAUCUCAAAUCUGACCUGACAUGGAAAAUGUAUCCAAUUAAAUCUUUAAUCACAGCUGAAUUUACUUCAUUAAAUGUUUAAUCCAACAGCCUGUUUGGUGCCAAGUACAAGGUAACAUCAUUCCAUACCAAAUUUUUGGAGCAAAACUCAAAGAGCUUGGCUCAAGAGCUGCUGUAGGACCAGCCCCAUGUGUUUAUUGUAAAAUAAAGUUUUCGAAGAAGCAUUUGCAAGUCAGAGUAGUCACAUUUUUUAUUUUCCCGCUGGGGAAGAGGGCAGAGUAUACAUUUGUAUUUGUACAAUAUUUAACAAUCACUUUAUUGAGGGCGAGGGGGGUUGGUUGGUUUUUUGGCACCUGCAGAAAAGCAGCAAGUGCCUUUUAACAGUAGUACAACAACCUGUGCCCAAAACACUGACAAAUACAAAGAGGAAAGUUAAAGUAAUCGCUCACCAAACUCGAGAGGUAACGAAGAGGAGAUGGACUGAAAAAAACAAAGUGGAGGGAGAAAGCAAAGCAGUCCUGCUGGUUGAGUAUCUGAGGUAACAGAUGUUCCAUCAAGGAUGCUGCUGGAGUCCUUUUGCCCAGGGACGUGUAUUGCAGCUUCCUGUGUUUUGUACCAAGUGUUCCUGAUCAACAGAAAUGUCUUUAAAAUGUAAAAAAAGCUGGAAAAGAGGAGAGGGGGUGAUGACUGAUUGUGGAUGCUGAUGGAGGCAGGACAAGUCUCGGCACUGGUUACAGGUGAGGUUUGAGAGCUGCACCGCUGCCAAUCCUGGGUCAUUCCGUGCUCAAGGGGAGUUUGGGAAUACCCCAGGAAGGGCAGCUCUGGGGACGUGGGGCAGGAACUUGUCACCCUCAGCAGUCGCAGCUGGUGAGGCCGGGCAGCAAGGGGCCAAGGGCAAUGCCAGACUCCUCCCUAGCACCCCAUUCCCGGAUCCUGCCCUCGCUGCUCCCAGCUCACUCACUGAGUGCUCUGAAGUGAAACUGGAAUUCCCUCCCAAGCCCUGGGGCACAGCUGGAGCAGAGCAGAGUGGGGAGAUCGUUCUGAGCCAUUAAAGCUUCCGGGAGGAGCAGCCUUUCCUCAGGGACGCUACAUGACGCUGGUAAUCCCAGGAAGCUGGGAGUGGAACAGGAACAGCAGGGAUAUCCCAAGGGUAGGAGCCAGCCCCGAGCCUGCAGCAGCUCCUUGGGAAGGGUCACACACAAGGAGGGACUUGGAUACAGCUUCACUU
This is a messenger RNA of Onychostruthus taczanowskii (white-rumped snowfinch), 3167 nucleotides long. It is a transcript of the gene ORC4, whose product is annotated as origin recognition complex subunit 4. Gene Ontology annotation, molecular function: ATP hydrolysis activity; DNA replication origin binding. The transcript is spliced from 14 exons. The record is from RefSeq and is a predicted model, not a curated record. Lineage: Eukaryota; Metazoa; Chordata; Aves; Passeriformes; Passeridae. Gene Ontology annotation, biological process: DNA replication; DNA replication initiation. Bases 205 to 1608 code for a protein of 467 amino acids. Gene Ontology annotation, cellular component: nucleus; nuclear origin of replication recognition complex.